CCUUUCAUAAACAAGUUUCAAUAUUUACUGUAUUAUAUUUUAUUAACGCAUAUUAUGACAAAUGUAAUUGGAAAAAAUGCCCAAGUGUUAUCAAACUAGACGAAUAACGUUAUCAGCUUGCCAUCGACUCCACAGCCCUCACUUAUCGGAUGAGGAAAAUAAAAGAGUUUAUGGAAAAUGUAACCAUAUUAAUGGCCAUGGACACAAUUACAUAGUCAAAGUAACCCUUUUUGGUGAAAUCAGUCCUACAACUGGAAUGCUUAUGAACCUUACGGAUCUAAAACUCUACAUGGAAGAAGCAAUCAUGAAACCAAUGGAUCACAAAAACAUUGAUAAGGACAUCGAAUAUUUCAGAGACAAACCUAGUACAACGGAAAAUGUAGCUGUUUUUAUUUGGAAACGAAUGAAAGACGUUAUGGAUCAUCCAGAGUGGCUUUUUGAGGUGGAAAUAUAUGAAACUGAGAAUAAUAUUGUAAGAUAUAGAGGAGAUUGAGAAUCUUAAUAAAUACUUUUCCUAUUCAA
Molecule: messenger RNA, 522 nt
Organism: Ceutorhynchus assimilis (cabbage seed weevil)
Lineage: Eukaryota; Metazoa; Arthropoda; Insecta; Coleoptera; Curculionidae
Source: the annotation of a GenBank genome assembly